AUGAAUGAAAAAGAGGCUGCUCAGCGCAAGGCUGACAAAGCCAAGAAGGCUGAGAACCUUGCCCGCCUAACAUGCCUGCAUCAGCAGGAGGCCGAUGGUAUGGCCAUGGAUGAGGAGGAACUUCACGCCAGCGAUAUUGAUGACAUGGAAGAACACAUGGCAAGUCUCAUCAUGGAGAUUACAUGA
Molecule: messenger RNA, 186 nt
Organism: Sparassis crispa
Lineage: Eukaryota; Fungi; Basidiomycota; Agaricomycetes; Polyporales; Sparassidaceae
Exons: 1
Coding region: 1-186 (61 amino acids)
Source: RefSeq, a predicted model, not a curated record